AUGGCGGACUCAUCGACGCCGCGCCUGACGGUCCCUUCCAGAAACCCGUUACCGCUAUCCGCUUCGCAAGAGACGCAAGUACGAGACAUAUACUACGCCCGAGUGCGCAAGUCAUGCGCUGAAGAGAUUAAGGCGUUUGCCGAAUGCGCCAAAGGAAAAGGCCUCGCCGUCACAUUUUCCUGCCGAGCCCCCCACCGCGUCAUGAACAGCUGCAUGAAGGAGCACGCGACGCAGGCCGAGUACGAUGCCGCGCGCGAGGAGUGGUUUGCGCUACGCCUGGAGCGCCAGCGGGCACGAGAGGCCAAGAACAAGGUGGCUGAUGCGCAAAAGGAGUUUCUGCGAGAGUGGUGGGGGUUGCCGGAGAGCGAGCGCGAUGCGAAGAAAGCGUCGCAGCCGGAGAGAGUGGGAGGCAUGCCGAGCAAGGAUCGGGUUGUGAAGAACUGA
This is a messenger RNA of [Torrubiella] hemipterigena, 444 nucleotides long. Lineage: Eukaryota; Fungi; Ascomycota; Sordariomycetes; Hypocreales; Clavicipitaceae. The record is from the annotation of a GenBank genome assembly.